Messenger RNA from Bufo gargarizans (Asiatic toad), 1816 nucleotides. It is a transcript of the gene SEPSECS, whose product is annotated as Sep (O-phosphoserine) tRNA:Sec (selenocysteine) tRNA synthase. Lineage: Eukaryota; Metazoa; Chordata; Amphibia; Anura; Bufonidae. The coding region runs from base 18 to 1514 and encodes 498 amino acids. The transcript has 10 exons. Gene Ontology annotation, molecular function: O-phosphoseryl-tRNA(Sec) selenium transferase activity; tRNA binding. The record is from RefSeq and is a predicted model, not a curated record. Gene Ontology annotation, biological process: selenocysteine incorporation; conversion of seryl-tRNAsec to selenocys-tRNAsec.
GUAGACUGCUGGGCGCCAUGAACGCAGAAAGUCUCCAGGCAGGAGAGCAGCUCGUGUCUGCGGCCUACAUUCGGCAAGGCAGGGAGGCGCGACGCGGCCAUGAGCAGCUGAUAAGACUGCUGCUGGAGAAGGGAAAAUGUCCGCAGGAUGCUUGGGACGAGAGCACGAUCGAGCUCUUCCUGCAGGAGCUGGCCGUGAUGGACAGUAAUAAUUUUCUUGGGAAUUGUGGCGUGGGAGAGCGAGAAGGAAGAGUGGCAUGUGGCCUGGUAGCUCGGCGCCAUUAUCGGCUUAUACAUGGAAUCGGAAGGUCGGGGGACAUAUCUGCGGUACAACCUAAAGCGGCCGGCUCCAGUCUCCUGAAUAAACUGACCAAUUCGCUGAUGCUGGAUGUCAUCCGGACCACAGGGGUACGGACCGCCACCAGCUGCUUUGUAGUUCCUAUGGCAACUGGAAUGAGUUUAACCCUUUGCUUCCUUACGCUUCGCCACAAAAGGCCAAAAGCCAAAUACAUUAUUUGGCCUCGGAUAGACCAGAAGUCGUGCUUCAAGUCAAUGAUUACUGCAGGUUUUGAGCCGGUUGUGAUUGAGAACGUCCUGGAAGGGGAUGAAUUACGCACCGAUCUGAAUGCUGUCGAAUCUAAAAUCCGUGAGCUGGGAGCCGAGACUGUCCUGUGCGUUCACUCCACCACAUCGUGUUUUGCCCCUCGAGUGCCUGACAGACUGGAGGAACUGGCGAAGAUCUGUGCCGAGUAUGAUAUUCCGCACAUAGUCAAUAACGCCUACGGUCUCCAGUCUUCAAAAUGUAUGCAUCUUAUCCAGCAGGGAGCCCGUAGGGGCAGGAUUGAUGCUUUUGUGCAGAGUUUAGACAAGAACUUCAUGGUUCCUGUAGGUGGCGCUGUUGUAGCAGGCUUUGACAGUUCUUUCCUUGAAGAAAUAAGCAAGAUGUAUCCUGGGAGAGCAUCAGCUUCUCCGUCUCUGGAUGUCCUGAUAACACUGCUGUCGCUUGGUUCGAGCGGAUAUAAGACUCUGUUGACAGAAAGGAAGGAAUUAUUUACAUAUCUUGCCAAUGAACUGAAGGCUUUGGCUGCAAAACAUAACGAGAGGUUACUAGAUACCCCACAUAACCCUAUAUCAAUGGCAAUGUCUUUGAAGAAUCUGAGUGCCAAGGGCGGCUCGGCCAUCACCCAGCUUGGGUCCAUGCUCUUCACAAGACAAGUGUCCGGUGCCCGGGUUGUGCCACUUGGAACAUCACAAACAGUCAGUGGAUACGUUUUCAAGGGUUUUAUGUCUCACAGCAAUGACUAUCCAUGCGCUUACCUGAACGCUGCAUCCGCCAUUGGCAUUAAAAAGCAAGAUAUUGACCUGUUCAUCAAGAGACUGGACAAGUGCCUCAAGCAGUGCAGGAAAGAGAAAGUUGUGGAGGAUGCAGCCUCGGGUACUCAAUCGGCAAUAGAGGAGGAUGUUACAGAAUUAACCAAGGAUUUGACCGUCUCCCUGCAAGUGGACGCUGUGUAAAAGUGGAAGAUCUAGACGGUGCACGUGUCAUAAGUUAUGUGUAGUAGACUGUUCACAAUGGGAAAUCCUGAUUUCAAAACCUCAAAAAUUUGGAAGAAAAAAAGGGCCGCUUUCUCUUGACGAGUCAUGUCUUCAUUAUUCCAACAGACCAGAAAUAAGGUUUAUUUUGGGUAAGAAAUGGGACAUUAUGAAGCCAGUUUUACAUAAAACAUUACACUGAAGUGCCUUUGAUCUGUAUCCUCAUUGCCCGAUGCUGCGUUACAUGUUUUGAUUUAUUUCAUUAAUAAAUCAUUUUAAUGUUU